AGCUGGUGGGGUCGAGACGCGGCGCCCUGCCCCCGCCAGUGACGCGCCGGCCGCCGGUGGACGCGCAGCUCACGACACUCAUGCUGCUGGAGCUGGCGCUGGGGCUGGCGGCGCUGGCCACGGUGGCGGCGGCCGGGCCAUCAGAGCUGGCACUGGACGUGCGGCCGGUGGGGCUGGCGCCGGUGCCGCCGCGACCGUACAUCACCGCGGUGUGCGAGACCGCCCCGGCCGACUGGGACUCCCGCCAGGGCGCUCCCUGGCGGCAGAACAUGAAGACGGUGCGGCGGCGGGCGGAGGAGGCCUCCGCUCAGGGUGCCGACCUGCUAGUGCUGGCUGAGCACGGCAUCAUGAGCAACGGGCCGUUUGCGACCCGCGAAACGCUGGCUCUGUUCGCCGCGGAGAUGCCCUCCGCUGACGAGCUGGCGGUGCCCUGCGGCGACGCAUCGCGGCACGAGGUUGUGUCCGGCCUGAGCUGCCUCGCUAAGACUCACCAGAUGUACAUCGUGGCUAACUACGUGGAGAAGGUGCCCUGCAGCCAAGCUUCCGACGCAGAGUGUCCAGCAGACGACUUCUAUUUGUUCAACACCAACCUGGUGUUCGACAGGAACGGCACGGUGAUACAAAAAUAUCACAAGGUGCACCCGUUCGGAAUCGAGCUGAGGGUGCUGCAGACGCCGCAGCCGCACCUGGCCGCCUUCCGCACCGACUUCGGCGUCGUGUUCGGCCUGAUGACCUGCUUCGAUAUCCUGUUCGAGGUGCCGGCCGUGGAGAUGACGCGGCGCGGCAUUUCACAUGUCGUGUUCCCCACCGACUGGGGUGAUGAGCUGCCUUCACUGACAGCGCUACAGAUGCACAGCGCGUGGGCGCGCGGCCUGGGCGUGACGCUGCUCUCGGCUGGGCUCCACCUCCGCAAGACCGCCAGUGUCGGCUCCGGCAUCUACACGGCCGCCGGCGCGCUCAACUACACGUACGACUACGCCAGCGAGGACGGCGCCCUGGUGACGGCGCGUGUGCCAGUCGACGGGCCGGCCCAGCCGCCGGCCGGCUUCUGCUCAGCCAACGGAGGCGGCGGCUGCCGCCAGCCGGUCGUCGGCGACGACGCGUACUACCCGGUGCAGCACUACAACGUGUCAGAGUUCGCCAGCGCCGAGCUGACGGGGCGGGAGCAGGAGCUGUGCCACGGCCAGCUCUGCUGCCGCGUCAGCGUGCGUGACGCGCCGCCCGCCGCCGCCGGCGACGCGCGCGCCACCUACCGCCUGCUCGCGUACGACGGCCGGCGCAACUUCGCGCCGCAUUGGAGCACGGAGAUCUGCGUGGUGACGCUCUGCGCCGGCCCCGACCAGGCCUCGUGCAGCUGGUUUCCGAGCGGGCCGACGCCGCCGAUUCCGCCGUUCACGCUCUCCGGCACGUUCAGAGGGGAUACGACCGUGUACCCGUCAGCUGUUAGGACGCACAUGCAGUUGGCCGCCGACUGGGACUUUGAUCGUGCGACGCGCCACCUGUCCGUCGACAAUACCGACGCGCUGCUGUCGGCGCAGCUGUACGGCAGGAACUUCGCGAGGGACCUGCCCUAGCGACGGCGGUCGGACAACGAUGCGGGUGGGUUGCGGGUGACGCGGUGGUGGUAUCGGUAAGAAUGCAUGAUAAUUGUCCCAUGAUAUUUAAUCAGGGUUUAUUUAGGCCCGCUGACAUGGAGUCGAAAUUGUUGCACGCAACGGGUGGUUUCGCGACAGGCCCGUGUUACAUGACAUUGAACCCAAAUUCCGUGGCUCAAGAUGAUGAUCCGAGAUUGUUAUGAAUCAUAUAAUGUCGACUCGAAAUUGAUGUGAAGAGUAGCAUAAUGUCGACAUGUUCUGGUUGCAUGCACGCAGCUAGCUCUGGAAGGGGCGUCUCGUAGCUCGAGUCAGUAAGGCAUCCGUGGUGAGAGACCACGGGCGCUGGCCGUCGGCAGAGCCGACAUGCUCACAGGCUUUGACGGUCAUCUCUUCUGCGCCACUCAGCAGCUGUUCAUGUCCCUGCGCCAGACGCAGCGAAAUGACAACGUGAACUGUACUCAUUUAAAUACAGAAUGUAACUGAAAGUUAAA
Messenger RNA from Pollicipes pollicipes, 2086 nucleotides. Its product is annotated as pantetheinase. The record is from RefSeq and is a predicted model, not a curated record. NCBI's taxonomy places the organism in Eukaryota, Metazoa, Arthropoda, Thecostraca, Pollicipedomorpha, Pollicipedidae. The transcript is spliced from 6 exons. The coding region runs from base 81 to 1574 and encodes 497 amino acids.